UAAAGAGUUUUAAACACACACACACACAUACACACAAACACACUGAUAAGCACGAAAAAUCACUUUAAUUUUUAAAAUGGUCAGAACCCGCAAAGCGUCAUUGAAGGCGAAGCAGCUGGAAGUGACGGACCUGUCGGAGGACAGCAGAGACAGCAUCCAGUCCAAGGGAUCCUGGAAGGUAUCUUCUACAAAAAUUGAUGUUUGCUUCAGGUCCAAAAACAUCUCGGAUGAGCUGGCGCAGGCCUUCAUGGACACGGACAGCGAGGGGGAAUUCCAGGGUUUCUCCAGGGAAGAGUGUGAUUGGAGAAAACCAGUGAGUCAGAGCUCUGUUGAAGACAGUGACGACAACGGCUUUUAUUCUGACGGCGAGGAACCGGCGUCUAAAAAGAAGCGCAGCUCUGGACUGUGUGUUGCAUUCAAGUUUCCUGGCAAAAGAGGCCCCGCCCCUAAACGGAACAGGACCAAAAAAGGGAACAAAGAGGCCCCGCCCACAACCCCACCCAUCAGCAGGAAGUCCUCAGGGGGAAACAGGAAGCGGCGUGAAGCGGAACGAACAAAAGAGCUUGUUUUAUGUGCUGAGAGCCAAUCAAAACCCUCUGGUGACAUGACCAAUGUGGAGAGUCUACUGACAGAUGAAGACAUGCAGAUCCUGAGCAAAAGGGCCAAAAACAUUCAGGAAAAUAAAGCAAUGCUUGCAAAACUUUUUGCAGACUUGAGUUCUUUGCCUGAACUUCCUUCGAAAGCCACACCUACAAAGAAAAAGAAGCCAUCCACCCCAAAGCGGCGGUUUUCAGAGGUUCAGAGCGAGCGACGCAACCCGGGCCGCAAGGCGAGACCCCCGGAGCAUUUUGGGAUCGAGGCGGAGGACAAACCGGCUCCUCAGAAGAGACAGAGCCUCCAAAUCGACAUCAAGCGCCUGAUGGAGGUGAAGGAUGGUCUCGGAGACGCGCGGCCCAAGCAGAAGAAGCGGCGGCGCUCGCGCGAGUCCAUCCGUAUGCCGGAUGACAUCACCGAGGAAGAGCUGGAGAACGUGGCCGAUCGCGCCAAAGACAAAAUCCUUGAUAAAGACAAUGGGAGCACAUGUCACCAGUGCCGUCAGAAGACCCUCGACACCAAGACCGAAUGCAGGGGCAUGUACUGCCAGGGGGUCAAAGGUCAGUUCUGCGGCCCCUGCUUACGAAACCGCUACGGGGAAGACGUCCGCACGGCUCUGCUGGAUCCUACGUGGGAGUGUCCCAUCUGUCGAGGAGUGUGUAACUGCAGUCUGUGCAGGAAGCGUGACGGACGCUGCGCCACCGGGGCUCUCACCAGGCUAGCCAAAUUCUACGGACACGACAACGUUAAGGAGUACUUGGAGAGUCUACAGAAGGACAUUGAGUGAAGCGGGAUCGUCUGGCCUCCGUGUGAAGGAACCGAACUGAUCAUCAUC
Molecule: messenger RNA, 1429 nt
Organism: Rhinichthys klamathensis goyatoka
Lineage: Eukaryota; Metazoa; Chordata; Actinopteri; Cypriniformes; Leuciscidae
Gene: cdca7b
Product: cell division cycle associated 7b
Exons: 10
Coding region: 77-1381 (434 amino acids)
Biological process (GO): regulation of DNA-templated transcription
Cellular component (GO): nucleus
Source: RefSeq, a predicted model, not a curated record